GAAAAAAUUCAGUUCACAAUAUUAAAUAGUUUAAAAAAUAAUUAAUUAAUUAAUCAAUCUUUAUAACUUAAAUUUCUUUUUUUUUAAGAAUAACUCUAUCAAUUCAAGCAAAUUACAAAGCUACCUAUCUAGCUCUCUAACAUUAAGAUAAUAAAUAAAGGAGAAAUUAUUAACACUACUUAAUACUAUCAUACAUAAAUAACUAGCAAUGAACGAGAACCUUGAAAAGAAAAAGAAGAUGGAAGAGCUAGAAGAGUACUAGCGCAAAUUCCGUAAUCUCGAAUCAGAUAGAAAGGCAUACGCAGAAGAAACUGUAGCAUUAAUAAAGAAGUAGAGAGGUAUUGUUGAUAAGCUCAAAAAUGAAAAUUAGCAGCUAAAAGACAUUAUUUCUAAAAUGAAUGCUUAGAAAAUUCAGCAAUCAAACACGAUGUAUGGAAAACCUAGCAGCGAUAGCUUAGUUGAAGAAUUAAAGCAAAAAAUAGAAGUUGAAAGACGCUAAUAAAUGGAAAUUGAGAAACAUGUUGUCGACUUCUAAAAAAAAAUAAUUGAAAAGCGUUCUAAUAUUGGUGGGUAUAAUGCAGGAGCUGAGAACGAUAGCUCGUUAGCUAAAUAAAUAAAAAUUUUGGAAAAUAGGCUUGAUAAAGCAAAUUAAAAGUUUAAUGAAGCUAUUGCUGUAAAUAAGUAAUUAAGACAGUAAAUUGACUCAUUGAGAAGAGAAAGAGUUAUUUUUGAUAACUUAUAUAAAAAACUUGAAAAAGAAUUGCAUGAAAAAAGAAAGCAAAUGGCCAACAUUAUCGAAACAGCAAACACUGCUUACGAAGAAAGAGAUAGAGCCAAUGAUUAAAUUUAAAAUCUUAAAAUGCUUGCCAAAAAAGAAUCAGAAAACUUCGAAAAAGAUUUAAGAGAAUUAUCACAUAUCAUGGAAAAGAAUAAAAAGGCACUUGAUUACAUCAAAUUAACCGAGAAAAAUAGAGAUGAUAACAAAUUAAAUAAUGACUUACUUGAUUCUGAUAAAUUCGCAAGAACAACUUCCUAAAAGCUUUACAAGGAUAGAAAUGUAAAUUAAACUUAGAGUGAAAAAAUUCAAAGAUAUGAAGAAGAUUUCGCUAAAAUUUAAGCAGCUACCAAGGUUAAUGACUUUGAAAAGCUUGUUAACACAUUUAUUGAGAAUGAAGAAAAGAAUUUCUAAACAUUUAAAUUCGUAAAUGAACUCUCUAAUGAAAUUGAAGAACUAGAGAAACAAAUAGGUGAAUUGAGGUCUGAAUUAGAUCAAUACAAAGGUGGAAGCAAUAUGGAUAUUUAAUAUAAGAGAAAGAUUAAAGAAUUUGAAGAAGUUAUGACAAGGGCAGAAAACAAGAGUGAAUCUUAUGAAUUCAAGCGUCAUGAUGCUUAAAAGCUUAUAAAUAGUCUUACAAAUUGGAUUGAAACUCUCUUCAAUACAAUCGAAUGCGAUAAGAAGGUGGCUAAAGAACUAGCUGGUUCACACAGUGUAACUGAUGGUAAUAUGAUGAUAUUCCUUGCUAUUAUUGAAAAUAAAGUAAAUUAGAUUGUUUAGGCUUUCUCUGCCAUUGAUGCCUAAGGAGCAAAUGAAAACUAUCACACUCUGCUUCAAAAUGUAUCUAACCUCUCAACUGCUCUCAUGGCAAAUAAACAAAGAUAAGAUGCUCCAGAUAAUGACGAAUUCGAAGAGGAAGAAGGAGAAGGAGAUAGAAUUCUUAACAUUGAAGACUUUAGAAAGAAAGCUUUAGAAAAACUAGAUGAUAGAAAAUAAACUCAGUAAUCUAAGAAGUUACCUAAAGCUAUAACCAAUAGAAGAAAGCGUUGAUAGGUAGAUAGCUAGAAAGCAAGCAAGCAAGCAUUCUUAAUAUCUAACUAAAUAAAUUACUUAAAUACUUAAUUAAAAUUUAACUUAACCCAAUUAACUAACAUUUUGCUUAUUUUUCUUUUGUAAAUUUAUUUUUUAAAAUAAAACUUUCAAUAUAAAUUUAUAUAA
This is a messenger RNA of Tetrahymena thermophila SB210, 1993 nucleotides long. Its product is annotated as outer dynein arm docking complex protein oda protein. The transcript has 7 exons. Lineage: Eukaryota; Ciliophora; Oligohymenophorea; Hymenostomatida; Tetrahymenidae. The record is from RefSeq and is a predicted model, not a curated record.